Molecule: messenger RNA, 7602 nt
Organism: Kwoniella botswanensis
Lineage: Eukaryota; Fungi; Basidiomycota; Tremellomycetes; Tremellales; Cryptococcaceae
Exons: 9
Coding region: 1-7602 (2533 amino acids)
Source: RefSeq, a predicted model, not a curated record
AUGUAUCCCUAUAAUCACUCGAUCGACCCCAGUGCACCACCGUUCAACCCUUCUCCUCGCACUGUGCAACCCCUUCCGCUCAAUCAGAAUUUCCGUUUCCCUCCUCUACCACCGGACAUACCACAACAAUCAAUCUCGCAACCUCAGCCUCAUCAUCCCCAAGAACCAUAUGGGCAUUCUCGACAACCCUCCCAGCUGAACCCUUCGGCAUCUUCAUUUUCUUUCAGACCUUUGGAAGUCAGCCCACCGGUGGAUGAUGGCGUGAGCAGAUUAAAGAGGUAUCAUGAUGAUCCGUCAGCACUGGGUAUAGAUUAUGGUGACCCAGUGGAAGAAACUUAUGAGAGGAGGGUAUCACCCAGGAGAAAAGCUUUGGCUAGAGCUAUGGAAUUUACGCCUCCAACUCAGCCUAUCAAUUACAAUAAGUCAUACUUGAUGAAAAUUGAACCAAUACCUGCGCAGACUUUGACCAACUACGAUCCUCCACCUCAUAUGAUACCUCAACCUGAUCCGACUGUUCGACCAGCCAUGCCCACCCCUACUCCGACUCUACAUUUACAACGUGAUAGUCAUCACUACAUCUCCGACCGAGCAAUGUUAGGUAUAUCUCGCUCAGCGACUAUCUCACCUCAAUCUAACAUCCAUCCCGCACAGACCUUUCAAACACCUCCACCACCAUUGAAUCGAGCCUGGACACUGGACUCAUCUUCGCGUACUUCUUUAUCACCUCUCAACCAAUCUCAUAAGGGAUUACCACUAACUUUAUCACCUCUUCAUACGCACGUUCAACAAGGCAGGAUCUCACCUUCGCAUUCAGUCAUCAGCACACCAUACGACUCGAGGUCGGUCUCUUCUCCAAUAGGCGAUAGGAGGAUUGUAUCGCUCUCGCCCAACUUCGGUCAACGGAGACAGGAUUCGAUAUCCCUUCCAUCGUCCGAAAGGAAAUAUAGAGGAUAUAGAGCUAAGGAAAGUGGUCCACCAAAAGCCGUAUUGGGUGGUCCGGGAGGUAAAACUUUUGAUGAAAUGCUAGCUUUGAAGACCUCUCCGAACCUAUCCCCUUCAAAAGGCCCAUCGAGCGUAGGGGAGUUGUCUACUUCAUCAAGACAAGUUAGCGGUGCGAGUAGCAAUUCCGAAUAUAGGUAUAAAGGUAAUCCGAUAACGUUCAAAUUACCUCCAUCAACCUAUUCCCCACCUGACUCGCCGCUUAAACCACUACAUCUUCCUGAAUCGCCUGAUCUGCCGAUCGGAGAUCAAGACGAAAUGGCGGAAGGCGAGGAGGAGUUCAUGGAAGAAGAGAGGAAACCGAGGAAAGAAGCUUUCCCAUGGCCGAAACCGAGGAUCAGAUUAUCCCCUACCGGUGUUCCCUUACCUCUCUCACCUGAUCGGCCCGGUGAGAAUACAUUAAGAAGACCAAGUAUAGAUUUGUCCACGGACAAGGAACAAGAGGUGAAAGAAGGGAUGUGGAACGGAAAACCAGUAUUGAUAUCUUUUCCUGAUGAGGAUUGCUGGGAGAAAUUACGACCUCCUACUCCGUCUGAAGCAGAGGCUGAAGAGCUUGAAGAGCACGACGAAACCGAAGCUGAAAUUUCGGCUGUAUUGGGUUACGAAAUGCCUGUUUCACCCAUUGCAGAGGAUGAAAAUGGGGAAGAUUCCAAAUCGGUUAACAUGGUCGAAGAAACUGUUCCAGCUCAGGAAAAGGAUAGACCAUGGGAUGAAUAUCCUUUAUCGCCCAGUCGACCUGUCAUGAAAGAGGAUAUUCAUGUCGAAGUCGAUAAUCGGCAUGUUGAAGGAGAUACGACUUCCGAGCGAUUCACUCUGGUACCACAUCCCAGUCUUCCCCCUCGACCUGUUACCCGAGAUGAUCGACCUCCUCCGUCGUAUAGCUCAGAGCUUAUCAGUCCGAGCAAACGAUCUUUCUCGGAUGCACCAUUGGGCAACGCCGAUUUCCUUAAGAAACAAUUAGGCGGGGUUCUGAAAGAUCCUGAAGAACUGAAAGGCGAGAAACAAACGAUAUCCCCAGCGCGUCAUAUGAGAGAUGGAUCCGGAGGGUCUUCUGCUCGGUCUUGGAAACAAUACAAAGACAUCGAAGUCGAGGGCAAGGGAAAUGACGAAGUCAUCGCAAAGGAGAUUGGACAUUUACCUUCGCCAAAAGGAAAAUCGAAGAUGAGAGCUUGGAGUGAUAAUGAAAAUGAAGCUGAGAAUCAAAUCUCUGGGGAAGAAGAUGAGAAGAUGUCGAUCUCCAGUCCUGAUCGGCUGAUCAAGAAUGUGAUUGACAUUGAACAACAUGAUCGGCAACUCCCUGCGCCGUCACAAGAUGAAUCGGUCGAGCUUGAUGCUGAAAUCAUCAACCAUUCAUCAAAGGUAGAUAUCAAGCUGGCUCCGAAAUCAGGCUCUAGGAUGAGAGCAUGGAGUGAUGAAGAGCCAAAUAUAGUAUGGGAGGAAGAGGACCAACUGGGACCAGAAUCCGUGUCUAGCCCUGCGAGGCUGGAACAAUCUUCUAGCGAGUUUGCCGAGGAAGAACAUCUUCCGCAAAAUACCAGUAUACAAGAGCAGAUCAUUGAUGUUGAUAUUGCACCAAAAACGGGAUCAAAGAUGAGAGCUUGGAGUGACGAUGGUGACGAAGCCAUGUCGUCAGAUGGAGAAAGGGAAAUACGAGAAACCGUAUCAGGCCCAGCACGGUUAGAACGAUCGGCCUCCGCCCCUCACGAUGGUGCCAAGGGAGAUAUCGAUCUCGCCGCUGAUCAGCUAAAAGAGUACACUGCCGAUUCUAUCUUUCCUGGAUCAAGCUCUCGUCUUCAAGCUUGGACACCUUCACCUGAACCAUCGAAAAUGCGAGCAUGGGGCCUCGAAGAAAAUAUCAAUACGGUGGAAGCAGUAUCUGCACCAGCUAGGAUGCCGGAUAAUGAGGAUGUCCAUAAGAAAAGUGCUUCCGAUGAGGUUGACAGAUGGCAGAAUGAUAAGUUCAAUACCUCCGAGAAGUUCGAGGAUGUGCCGCUUACGGCUACGGAAACUUCAAAGAUACGCCCUUGGGAGGACAGUACGCUGAAGCCUGUGGAAGAGAUUGAUGAGAGAAAGAGUAUUAGACUGGAGAAAAGAGGUAGGGAUGAAGAUGGGGAAGAGGAGGAUUUACUCCAUGGUGGAUCCAGGAUGCGUGCUUGGUCUCAAGAUAUUCUUGUGUCGACUAUACGGGAUCCAAAUCCUGUCAAAUGGUCCCAGAACGGUGAUGAGGUGCAAAAGCAAUCAUCGGAUUUUGCACCCUUCCUGGACAAGCGGCCUUUCGAGUCAGAGCAACUCAGACAGAAAGCUUUGGAGGCGAAGGAAACCUCAACGUCUGAAGCCGCAAGUAUGGCGAAACUGAAAGUCCUGCGUGCACAAGUCCAAAAUACGAAAAGGUCAAGGAAGAAAGGGAAGAAAAGUAUAGACGCAGUCACGUCAAGCGAUACCGUCAGGCCAAUGGAUGACAUCAGCAUGAUCCAAGAAGGAUCGGAGGUUUUUUCUGUCAACAUACGAUCAUCAUCAGCCGAAGACGUUGACAAUAACAUCACCAGCCAGGCUGGACCAAUUCAAGUGGAUGUUACCUCACCUCAAGCCAAACGACUGCGUCCGACUGCCGAGCCAUGGACACCACCUUCAUCCACUCUCGGGUAUGGUGCUUUAGGUAUAUCCACCAGACGCCCUCAACCAGCUACUGCAGUACAGAGACUCCCACCAGAUGCAAAAUCUUUCGUACCCCAGUCGACAUCAUUCCACUUCACCGUUCCUUCCUCUCAUCCUGUUGUCGAUCCCAAUGCACAGUUAUUCGUACCAAGAUCAACAUUAUUCACCUUCGCUUCUCCGAUACAUCCUUCGAUGAUACCGGCCCCUCCGCCCUUCGUACCCAAAGCGACAUCAUCCGCCUGUAUGCCACUCGGUAAUCCACCACCAUUUACACCCUCUGCAGCCCCAUUCAUACCCUCAUCAGCUCCUCAUGGUAUGUCACAGCUCAGUGGCAGUCAUCAGCGACACGGCUCGGAAGCUUCUUCUUCCUCGCUCAACGGGAAGAAGCUUCGUCCGACCGCCUUAGCUUUCAACCCUCCACAGGCUUCACCUACGAAAACAAAGGGUUCCGAUUUCACAUUCCCAGACACCAGAAUCAGAGCUGCUUCUCUUACAUCGAGUAACGGUGAAAAGACACUCCGACCUACCGCCACCACCUUUGUCCCAUCAUACGGGUCCAUCCCUUCAUCCACAAAACCCAGACUGCAACCUUCGGCCAUACCCUUUGUCCCACCUGCAAGUAUCGCAUCAAGUGUUACCGUUACUUCACCAGUUAAAUCACUUGCCAUGUCUCAGACUCGCUCGGACUUCGAUACAGGCGAUAGCACGGCAUCCACGAUACUGGUCACUUCGACUACCAAGGCGGAUGCGAGCGUUCCAUCAGUACUCGAUCUGCCGACACAAGAUAGGUUUCAGGAGGAUCUUGGCGAAAUCCACGAUUUGGCAAGACCACCUAGCUCCAACGAACCUAUACUUACGCCCGCUGAAAUUGUACUCGAGCAACAUCGACCUGAUUCAGUGGAAAGUGGUUUACAAGUGAUUCCACCGGGAAGAGGAAGAGCUGAUACGGUUGCUUUCGGUCCUUCGAGUCCCAUUGGAGGAGGUACUUUUGAUCUAGAAGAAAACAAAUCACGAUUGCAAUCAGAUGAAGACGAAGAGGAACGAAUUGAGGAUAGUGUUGUCGGUCAAGAAGGGCUUUUCUCCGAGACACAUCUUUUGACAACUCCAAGUGUUACUGGACAUGAUGUUCUGGGAAUCAGGGAGGCGUCCCCUCGAUUGAGCGUUAGCGAGAGGGAUUCUAGAGCAUCGGAAGGCAGUCAUAGUAGCGAGAGAAGCCGAUCUAUGUCUUCCGACCGUCCCCCUAGGGAUGAUCGACCGUCAAUGCGAAGGGCAGAAGAGAAUUCAUACCAUCCACUCGAUACACCUACUCUACCACUCAAAGAACCGAUCAUCCCCCUGAAGGAAAUAACCAUCCAUCCCUCUCAUCCUGUUCAGCUCCCACUUACACCCCGGCCUAACGUAGAAGAAGAACCUGAUGCACCUGUGUCGGCGCAUACUACAGUGUUAUCCGGCGAGGCCAGUAUCGGGUCUGAGACCUUGGCGCAUACUGGACGACCAUCCCUUUCUAGACCACUACCACCUAUUCCUGACCCAAAAGAUAUCACCGCUUCUACUGGUCCAUUCCUCCCAGCCAAGGUCGACGAGUAUACCACCCCACCUCAAUCCACUGGAGAUACUUUCGCUUCUGCUGCGUAUAUGACAGCAGAUGGAUCGCCCUUGAUUCCAACGCGGAUCUUUGUCGAUACGGAUAAUACACCCCCAAAGACGCUUAGAAGGCCUUUACCUGAUAUACCGACUUGGAGGGACCCCAUCCCAAUUUCUACGCCAGCGCCAUCCUCUGGAAAUGCAGUUGGGGAUCUUGUAGAAAUGUUAGAGGAUUAUGGUGGAGCCGAGGCCGACGGAGACGACCAAGAAUUGGUCUAUCCCAAAGUUGAUAUUGAUACUAGCAGAAGGAAAAGAGGGUUCGAUAGAUCUGCUGCACCAAGUCCUGAAUUACCUUCCAAAGUAAAUGGAGUGGAACCUAGUCCUGAUCCUUUGACAGUGAAUAAUAAAUUCAGAGAAUGGACUUUCCCGAUAUCUGCUCCGAGUGGUAUCUACGAGACAGGACAUCAGGUCAAACCGUCGAUUAUCAGAAGACAUACGAUGCCUACGGAAGAUCACUUGGACGAGCUUGUUUCUUCGCCUGCCUCAGCGGAAGCUACGAUGGGAGUUGCUUCGACGUUCGCUUCGAGAGUAGGCGAGCUCAGGGCGUACUUACGAGCGGACGAGGAGAUUUCGAGAAGGACCUCGGUAGAGUUCCCUAUGAGGGAAGAUAAGAGGAAAUUAGGAGUGGUCAAUGUGGAUCAUGAAGAUCAUGAGAACGCACCUGGGUCCGCUCAACAAGGAGGCAUGGCUGCGAAGGUUUCAGUACAUGAUGAGAGGUUGGAUGAGAUGCUAGAUCUGCUGAAGAAGCGGGAUAGUAUGCCAAACAGAGCUGAAGAGGAUCUGGAUGGGCUGAAAGAUUUGAUUGUUAGUGCUGUUCAAGAUGUCAUCUCUCAGCUUGAUGUCCAACGCCAAUCAAACACACCAGAAUCGCUUGAAAGAAUCGCAUCGUUCUUGCAAGAGAAUCCCCGUCUUCUCACUUCCUUGCGCGAUACCGACAAAUUACCUCUUACUCCUACCCAUCAGGAAGCUCAAGGGGGUCACAAAGAACGAUCCCAGACCCAGUCCCAUGACCUAAUCGCAGCCAUACUCACAGGCCAACAUGCGAUUCUCUCCAAAUUUGACGAAGUGGCCUCUACUCAAUUAUCGGGUUCUGCAACCUUAACCCAGGCGAUCGAAGCAUUACAAUAUGCUCAGCAAGCAGCCGAACAAAGAGCGAGGGAAGAAGAUGAUCAGCGUGCGAUAAUCUCAGCAUUGAGAGAGGAGAUUGAAGAUAACCGCAUAACCAUAUCUGAAUCUCGUGCACAAGCCGAUGUGCUGAAUCAGCGAUUGAAGGAUACAGGGCAGGAUAGAGACGAGCUGAGAAUUCAAUCUGAGGGAAUGAUGAGUAGGAUGGAAUCGAUGAGUGUGAGACAGAACAAGUUAGAAGGUGAACUGGAUGGAGUGGUCGCUAGGGCUUUGGCAGCUGAGUUGGAAAGAGAUGCUUUGGCGAGGAGCGUCAAUGAAAGUAGGGACUUGGAGGAUGGAUUGAGAAGUGAACUAAGGGAAUAUCAAGAACAGCUCGAGAAAGAACGUGAGAAUUUUGAGAGAUCGAUCAAUCAGAAAGAAUCAGAGAUUGUGGCUAUGCAAUCUCAAAUUCACCAACAACUCUCACAGAUCAUCGAACAGAAAGAAAAAAUCCAGUCUAUGGAACAAAGCUUGCUACAACGAAAAGAAGAUGAAGAAGAGGCGGACAAACCGAAAUUGGCCACUGAGUUGUCCAUAAUUGAGAUGAGCCAGAAUGCCCUGACGUUCCAAGAAGAAUUGAUGAGUAGGUUGAGCAAGUUGGAUGAGAAUAUGUAUGAGACUAUGGGAAGUAGAGUAAAAGAGUAUGAGAGUGUUUUAGAUGGGAAUAGAAUCUUACAAGCUGAGGUGGACUCUUUACGUGAGAGGCUCGAAGCAUCCGCUGAUCGAUUUGCCAAACUCCAAUUAUCAACUUCCGACUCCCUUUCAGCGCAUACCGUCGCACAACUGGCUUUAUCCGAUAGAUUAUCGGAUGAGACCAAGCGGCGUGAAAGUGCUGAAACCAAGAUGGAAGAGAUGAAAAAGGAGUUGGAGAGGGUGAAAGAGGAAAAGAUGAAUUGGAAUGUUAUUGCUAGUGAAAGACAGGCUAUGGCAAGGAUGCAAGAGAUCCGAUUACAAGCUUUGACACAGGAGAAUGUAUAUUGGCGUCAUUUCGCUUUGGAGCAUGAUAGAAGGAGAUUCAAAGAUUAUAUGCAAACGAAACCGUUCAGAAAUCCAGAUGGUUCUGAGCUGGUGGUUAAUGGUGGAGGAAAUGAAGAUAAGGUGAAUGGCAAUGAAGGUACAUGGUAUGUCGAGAAGAAAUGA